Messenger RNA from Pyrenophora tritici-repentis Pt-1C-BFP, 2232 nucleotides. Its product is annotated as Herpes-BLLF1 multi-domain protein. Lineage: Eukaryota; Fungi; Ascomycota; Dothideomycetes; Pleosporales; Pleosporaceae. The record is from RefSeq and is a predicted model, not a curated record.
AUGUCCACUUCGAGCAUUGCUGAACCAUUGACGCCGAUCGCUUCUUCCAAUUCAGCCAGCUCAUCUGCGACUUCGUCAGUUCAACAGAUCUCUUCGUCCCCAUCGCCGUCGCAGUCGCCGUCGUCAAUCACACCAACCCUCGAUAUACCUUCAACGACACCCACUGCUUUGAGUUACUCCAGCAGUUCCAGCGAUUCGUCAUCAAGCGUCUCUGAAAGCAUCACAGUUUCGACUGAGACUCUUUCGAGUUCAUCUACGCCAAUUUCAACGUCCACAGAAAGUUCAAGCACACCCAUGGUGUCCUCAUCGCCAUCUCCUCAAUCGCUUGAGCCGUCAUCGACUUUGACUGAGUCCUUGGAUCCGACGACUUCGAGCUCUGAGAUUACUCAGACGUCAUCUGAUGUUUCAAGUACACCAACACCGUCGGCUGUCAUCACAUCCAGCAGUGUCGAUGUUGUUAGCUUUACCUCUGAAACGAUGCAGAUUUCAUCAGAUCUUUCAAGCACGCCGACAUCGUCUGUUGUCAUCAUGUCUAGCACUGUCGAUCCUGUUAGAUCCACGCCUGAAAUUACUCAAACUUCAAGCACACCGACACCGUCGGCUGUCAUCACAUCUAGCACUGUCGACCCUGUUAGCUUUAGCUUGGCCGAAAGCUCACCUGCAAGCUCAGAAGACAUUACAAGUACAGCCAGCAUUGUUGUAUCGACGUCCAUCUCAGUCUCGGAUAACCCCUCGGAGGUUCCUACUUCGUCAGUUGAUAUGGUGUCGUUCACGUCUAUUUCCAUCAUUGAGAGCACGAGCCUAGAACCUAGCAGCAUGGAAAUAAUGCCGAGCUCAAGCCAAACAUCUAGCAGUGUGGAAAUAGUGCCCAGCUCAACACCAGAGCCUUCACAAACUCUGUCAUCAAGCUCGGAUACGGCUACCAUGACGUCUUCUUCGGUGGUUGAAACAACCCCGAUCGCUACGACUUCGACCGUAGGAGUUUCCAGUUCCACAAUCUCUGAUUCAUCAACUCUACCAGCAAGUUCGGAUCCAGCUACCACGUCUUCUUCUGUGGUUGAAACUUCAUCAACCGUGUCAUCAUCUACGAUUGAAGUUUCCAGUUCCACACCAUUUGUGGCGUCAUCGACAUCGUCUUCAGCAGUUCCAGUACCUACCCCUUUCACUCCUAGCCUGAUUACCAACGGUGGCUUUGAAGAUCCCAGUGCUGCACCUCCUCGCGGCGGUGCUGGCAGUACGGUCGUUCUCCGAGAAUCCACUCCAGAACUACCAGCUUACGCAGGAACGCGUUAUCUCGAAUUCAACAUGGCCCAGACAUCAGUAACUGCGUCUCGUUCCAUCAGCUUAGUGUUCCCCAACAUUGCAGGCGUCCAGGGAACGACUUACCGCGUUUCAGUCACCGUCCGAAGCCAAACCGGUAUGCUAUCUCCUCAAUGCUACGUGCAUUUCGCUUUUGGAGUGAACAUUAUCCCGGUUUCAUAUUUCACUGGAGGCAGUGCAUGGGAGGAGGUAUCUACCAAUUUCCGCUGGAACUUUGGAACUGGACAAGCUACGCCGAUUAUGCUUUUCAAUUGCCCUGGAAACGCGGCCUACUCGUUUGGAGUAGACAAUGUACAGGUUUUGGAAAUUGCCGAUCCACCCGCCACUCCUGAAGCUCUGCCUACACCUUUCCGCAAUGCACCACCCCAGAACAUCCCUUCCGUCGGCGCCACCUGUGGUCAAGCUAUCCAAGAACCAAGCUUCGAACUUUUCCCCGCCGCAACACCCAAUGUUCAGUCACCCUGGGAGUUUGUGGGUUCCCGAUACGCCCUCCCGUACGUCUAUACCAGCGGUGUCGAGGCCAAGCGCACCGGAACAAGGGCCUUACGCGUGACCGUCAACGCCCUUUCGAGCGGCUACACAGCAUCCAUGGAAUUCCGGCAACGAAACGUCGUCGUCUGUCCCAACACGCUCUACGAGUUCAAGUCGUGGAAUGUCCUCUUCACGGCCAAUAGUCGGCUUACUUGCCAAGUGGGUUUGAAGGUUAAUGGUGGGCUGGUUGCCAUGGGUGAUCGGUUUAUCUAUACUGCCAGUAGGGAGUUUGCGCCUACCUCUGGGUACUAUUUGACUGGGUCAUCUGAGAUGAUGGUUAACCUUGACCUUAAACUGUAUUGUGUUGGUCCUACGGGUCUUUCGACGGUGAGUACGGUUUACUUUGAUGAUGUUACUUUUACUCCUGUGUCUUCUUUGUAG